AUGUCUUUCUCCUGCCACCGUCAGCACGGGCCUGCGGACGUCAAGUCAAAGACGGGUAUACCUUUAGAGACAUCUAUAGAGGAUUUAAAAAGUUAUUUUAGUCCUCGUGUCAUAGGGGGUGAGAAUACCCCUGAAGGGUACGCCCCCCAUAUGGUAGCUAUACUGGUUGGAGAUGAAGUUAUUAGACUAAUACUCUGUGGGGGUUCCCUAGUGAAGUCUAAUCUGGUAAUGACUGCAGCCCACUGCCUUACAGAUUUUCAUGUAGCGGGAGGCCUAACGCAUUUAUUCCACGCAGUAGUAGGAUCAAACAACUGGAAUACAGGAGGCAUAAGAGUUGAGUUCCAGAACUACCAUAUGCACCCAGAAUGGGACCCUGUCCUCAUUAAGAACGACAUUGGUUUCCUGUGCCUCACAAAGAAGGUGGAAUUGAGUAAACAUUUGCAACUAGCUGUCCUGAACUUUGAUUUUGUGGGAGUAGAAGCAAGUUCUGUGACAGGAUGGGGAUGGGUGGCGCAAUGGGCUCUCAUGCCGUUCCACCUCCAAGUCUUGGAGGUGACCACACUGUCUCCUGAAGAUUGUGUUGAAAGGGUCCUUGAAGCGAGCUCCAUCUGGUGGCCCAAUGCCCCUCAUGUGGACCCCACCAUUGAGAUCUGUACCUUGCAUUCGACUGGUCGUGGCUUAUGCUUUGGUGACUCUGGCAGCGCCCUUAUGUCAAAGGAAACUGGUACUCAAAUUGGAAUAGCAUCCUGGGCCUUCACGUGUGCUCGUGGUGUCCCUGACAUGUACGCAAGGAUCAGUGGAUUCAAGGACUACAUUCAGUCUAUCAUGGAACUAUAUUGA
This is a messenger RNA of Spodoptera litura, 840 nucleotides long. The record is from RefSeq and is a predicted model, not a curated record. Lineage: Eukaryota; Metazoa; Arthropoda; Insecta; Lepidoptera; Noctuidae.